This is a messenger RNA of Diachasma alloeum, 1678 nucleotides long. RefSeq lists its product as uncharacterized. The transcript is spliced from 3 exons. The coding region runs from base 957 to 1622 and encodes 221 amino acids. Lineage: Eukaryota; Metazoa; Arthropoda; Insecta; Hymenoptera; Braconidae. The record is from RefSeq and is a predicted model, not a curated record.
UCGGGACACGUUUCAUUGCUUCAUUAGAUUUCCAUUAAUAAUCAUCCCCCGAACCGCAAAUCCCUGUGGAUUUAAAAUAUUGAACCAUUCCGCGAAGAAAAAUCUAAUUAAAAACAUUAAUCCUUAUUUCAUCAUUUAAGAUCUGAAUUAAUUGAAUUAAUUGAAACGAGCUCCGCCAAUUAUUGAUCAUAGUGGAAAAAUAAUUGAUAGUCACGUAAAAUUCCCUCCAAUUAACUCAAAAUGACAAUUAAAAUGUUAUUAUCAACGAAUAUUGGAAGACUUGAAAAAAUUCCACACUUUAUGCUAUCAUUAUUUACGUGAUUAAUAACAUUAUCUCCUCUGACUCACAACAGUGCAAUUCAUACUGCGAUUAAUCUUCAGUUUAAUAAAGUAGUUUGAAAAACGAAGAUUCAUAAUUGUUGAAUAAAAGUGUCUUCGACUUCCUCGAAAAAUUCAAGCGGUACCGGAAGUGCCUUCGGUUGCUGAUAGUGCAAGAGCUGGUUUCCCGGUACGGCCCACACAUCUGCGGUAAUUUUUAAUCGCCAGAUUGUGCACUCGACAGAGUGCGUUAUUAUACUCGAGUUACCGGGCAACAUCGCAAUUGCGUAGAUCGAGGAAAAUAAAAAUUGUGAACAUGACUAUUUUAAGAAGAAGUGACAUUUGAUUAGAUUGAAAUCAGUGACAUUGACAUGAUGAACCGGUGUUGUCUCGAGGAAAUGACGAAUUAAUUGUUGCGUCAAUCUCGCAUUAUCUCGUGGUUAAGGAGUUAUUUUUUAUCGAUGGAAACUAGUUUCAAGUGCAAAUGAGAUUUUCAAAAGCUAGCAAUGGAGUGAAAGAGCGAGAUCCCUCCACGCACGGUUCAGUUUUUUAUUUGGAGUCUUUGUACCCGCGAUACUGUGGGUACACCAGCUUUGGAACGGUUCCCUGCUUUGGAAUGAUUUACUGACACAACAAUCAUGUCAUCCGGCCUCCGACUCUUCCUUCUCCAACUAACCCUGAUUAUUUCAAUUUCCUCUGGAUUACCAACGGCUCAGAAAUGGGAGAACGCGAUAGAAUCCACAACCGAAGAACUGAUCGCUGUCAAUGAAACAAAAGAAUUCAUCUCCACUCCAGAACCAGAAGGAACAAUCGGUGAUGAAACGUCCCUCGCAUCGACAAGUGAAAGAAUACCGGACACCUCAGGAACUUCAUUAACAACGGAUUACACAACGACAUCAAUUCCCUGGGACGUCACAACAUUCUUAAAUGCUGAAGACAUGCUGAUAACUGCGGUGAAGUCGAAGAAGGAAGUGUCAGAAGAAAUGCCUUCGUCGACAAGUGCAUCGACUUCAACCACUGAAUCACCCUGGCAUACGACGCCCUCAGUUACUCCUCCCUCGAUCGACAGCAAAGACUUCCUCUCCGAAAUCGGAAAAACGACUGUCCCUUCAACUUACCACCAGGUUGUUACGAAUGUGAUGGAGAAGAAGACUAAAACAUUUGAGGGAACAGACGAAACCGAUCCGGCGAAAAUUCAACUAUGCAAACCCUCCGUUCCCUCAGAACAUGAGGACUACAACGACGCUCGGGAUUUCUCGAUGACUAUUGAGAGAGCAGGAAAGGCUUCGUAUAAGAUACCUUAGAGACAAUAGGACAGUGGAAUUUCGGGAACCCCUAUGCCCCCCGAGGGAUAAUUCAC